AUGUCUUCACGUACAGUGGCAAUUGUUGCCACUGGCCUGGGAUGCUUUGCCCUCGCCGCUUGUUUCCUCUCCUUCCCCAUGAUCCUCAGCGAAAUCAGCGACAUCCGCGCUGAGCUUGACGCUGAAAUUGAGGCAUGGAAGAUUGAGAGCGAUACCCUCUGGAGAGACAUGAACAAGUACGGCAGAGUCCGUCGUCAGGCUUAUGGAUAUGGUGCUCCUCCUCCGCGCAGCAGCUUCCCAGGAGGACACGGACCCAAAGGACCUAACGGAGGCUUCCCUGGAGGUGGUUUCGGCGACCAACCUUACCCUGGUGAUGCUGGAGGUCCUCCUCAUCCAACUGGUGGUAACGGAAACCUUCCUGGCGUUGUUGGAGUUCCUCCCUCUUUCAACAACAACAACAACAAUAACAACAACUUCCCCGGACACGAUGGUGCUCCAUCAGCUCAGCCCAAUGGUAACUGCAACUGUAAUGCUGAUAACACGUGCCCAGCCGGACCACCAGGACCUAAAGGAGUUCCCGGACAUGAUGGACCUGACGGAAUCCCUGGAAUUCCUGGACUUGACGGAAAAGAUGCUGAAGAUGCUAAGGCACAAACACAACAGUAUGCUGGAUGCUUCACUUGCCCUCAGGGACCUCCUGGUCCUCCUGGACCAACCGGCAAGCCUGGACCUCGUGGAAUGCGUGGAGCUCGCGGACAGGCUGCUAUGCCAGGUCGUGACGGACAGCCUGGAUUCCCUGGAACCAUCGGAGGUCUUGGAGCUCCUGGACCAGCUGGAGAAGAAGGACCACAAGGAGAGCCAGGUGAGGAUGUGGAACAUCAAAUUGGUCUUCCUGGACCCAAGGGAGUGCCCGGAGCCCCAGGAGAGCCUGGAGACCAGGGACAGCGAGGAGACACUGGAGCUCCAGGACAGGCUGGUCCUCCAGGAGAGCGCGGACCUCAGGGAGAGAAGGGAGAUGAUGGUGCUCCCGGAACUCCAGGAGAGCCAGGAGAGGAAGGAGAACCAGGAAAGGACGCUGAAUACUGUCCUUGCCCUCAGCGUAACGCUGCCCAGAACGUCCAGGCUACUGGAUAUCGCCUCGCAUUCAUCAAUAUAAUAGUAUUGAUAUUCAAUAUAUUCGAGAAGUAUCCCAUUGAGACACUAGAAACUGCAAAACCUUGUUGUGUUCAACCGCAGUCAACAUUUAAAAUCUCUCAAGUAAUGUUACGUUUUGAACUGUAUAUAAUUGAACAUCCUUCUGAAGAAAAAAGUCAUCCAAAUCCCAGCAGCAGUUUGCUUGUGGUUCGCAAAAUAUGUAAAUUUUGACG
Messenger RNA from Strongylus vulgaris, 1307 nucleotides. The record is from the annotation of a GenBank genome assembly. Lineage: Eukaryota; Metazoa; Nematoda; Chromadorea; Rhabditida; Strongylidae.